UUGUUUCUCUGAAGAACUACAAUCCCAUGAUGCCCUGCGCCGUCCGUUGCCUGGAUACAGGAGUCAGGAGCUAACGUUGGCUAACAGACUUUGACGCAGAUAAACUUGUUCUGACCGUCAGAGAGAAAUAAAAUAAAAAACACCGAGAGUCAGUUUAGGUUUUUUAAAAACUCUUAUCCGGUAAACCGGAUUUACUGUUUCGAUUUUACCCGGUAAACCGCUAAACGGGACGCUUUCAACCGUCCGCUGCUUCGGUUUGUCGUUAGCUGUUUGAUGCUAGGUGGCUAACUCUCGUAGGUACGCGGAGGUGAAGGGGCUAACGGCUCCGGUUGAUCCGGUGUCCUGGUGCCAUGGAGCGGGCUGACCGGGGCAGAGACAGCCGGCUGCUGAAGAACCAGUCAUACGACGAGAGCCUGGAGGUCCACGACCCGGAGGAGGUGGCGAGCGUCUACAGCCCGACGCCCCGCAGCCAGCGCCAGAGCGAGUCGCAGCGCAGCAGGAAGGGGCGGGGCCUGAUGUCGGCGCACAGUGACAAGUUUGACGAGGACCAGAAGCCUCAUAGGAGCAACGAGCCAAUCAGCAGACAGCAGGCGGCUGUCAGUCCUGAGGAGGAGGAAGAGGAGGAGGAGGAGGAGGAGGACUCUGAUGAGGAGGACUCUGAUGAGGAGGAGGACGAGCCUGGUGAGGCUCCAGAGGGCGCCUACGACCCCGCAGACUAUGCCAACCUGCCCGUCAGCACCGAGAUCAAAGAACUGUUCCAGCACAUCACACGUUACAGUCCUCAGUCCAUCGAGCUGGAUCACAGUCUGAAGCCUUUUAUUCCAGACUUCAUCCCUGCUGUGGGAGACAUUGACGCCUUCCUCAAGGUGCCGCGGCCGGACGGGACCGGGGACAGUCUGGGUCUGCUGAUUCUGGACGAGCCCAGCGUGAAGCAGUCAGACCCCACAGUGAUGUCACUGAUCCUAUCAGAGGAGAGCAAGCAGCACGGAGCAGCAGAGCUUAAGAAGGUGACGAGCAUCCCCAGUCCUCAGUCCAACCCCCGCGCGGUGGACAACUGGGUGGACAGCAUCAGCGCCCUGCACCGGUCCAAGCCGGCGGCCAGCGUGCAAUACGGCCGCGCCAUGCCGGACAUCGACAGCCUGAUGCAGGAGUGGCCGGUGGAGCUGGAGGAGCUGCUGGAACGCCUGGCGCUGCCGCCCGCGCGCCUCAGCUGCAGCCUCACAGACUACACCAACGCCGUCUGUGCCCUGCUGGACAUCCCUGUCCACGCCAGCCGCGUCCAGUCCCUGCACCUGCUCUUCAGCCUCUACCUCGAGUUCAGAGACUCCCAGCACUUCACACGCAGGACCUAGAGACAGACAGGAGACAGGGACAGACAGGAGGACUCAGAGACAGACAGGAGGACGCAGGGACAGAAAGGCGGACACAGGGACAGACAGGAGGACACAGGGACAGACAGCAGGACACAGAGACAGACAGGAGACAGGGACAGACAGGAGGACACAGGGCCAGACAGAAGGACACAGGGACAGACAGGAGAUAGGGACAGACAGGAGGACAUAGAGACAGACUGGAGACAGGGACAGACAGGAGGACUCAGAGACAGACAGCAGGACACAGAGACAGACAGGAGAUGGGGACAGACAGGAGGACACAGGGCCAGACAGCAGGACACAGAGACAGACUGUAGACAGGGACAGACAGGAGGACUCAGAGACAGAUAGGAGGACGCAGGGACAGACAGGAGGAUACAGAGACAGAGACGGUUUAGUUUCACAUAAAAUUCCAGUUUGAACACGCUUCUCUAUUUGUUGCACUUUUCUUUCAAAUAAAGGAACAAAUCUCAGUUUAACAAUAAGAAAA
Centropristis striata (black sea bass) is the source of this 1863-nucleotide messenger RNA. It is a transcript of the gene ift46, whose product is annotated as intraflagellar transport 46 homolog (Chlamydomonas). Gene Ontology annotation, biological process: cilium assembly; intraciliary transport. The transcript is spliced from 5 exons. Bases 351 to 1352 code for a protein of 333 amino acids. Gene Ontology annotation, cellular component: motile cilium; centrosome; intraciliary transport particle B. The record is from RefSeq and is a predicted model, not a curated record. Lineage: Eukaryota; Metazoa; Chordata; Actinopteri; Perciformes; Serranidae.